This is a messenger RNA of Adelges cooleyi (spruce gall adelgid), 897 nucleotides long. It is a transcript of the gene Bet5, whose product is annotated as trafficking protein particle complex subunit 1. The coding region runs from base 332 to 760 and encodes 142 amino acids. Gene Ontology annotation, biological process: endoplasmic reticulum to Golgi vesicle-mediated transport. Lineage: Eukaryota; Metazoa; Arthropoda; Insecta; Hemiptera; Adelgidae. Gene Ontology annotation, cellular component: TRAPP complex. The record is from RefSeq and is a predicted model, not a curated record. The transcript has 4 exons.
AAAAAUAAAUAUUAUGAUUUUGAUUUAUCAUUCUUGCCUCCUGGCUUACUGCUCACCAUUUCUUUUAAGGUGGAUAGAGCAUUUCGAUGUAAACUUUGACAUUAUAUAUCUGUAUUCUGUAUCUGUAAGGGUUCCGGCUCGCACAUAGAAAAGAGAAUAACGUGUACAUUGUGUACUUAAUGCUUGUCGGGAUUUUCGACGAAUCCGAACAUAAACCCCGUAAUUGCUCAAGUGUGUACCCACCUUAAGAUGAAUUGAUUGUAUUUUGUGUACUGUGUAUCUAAUCUUCUUGUCUUUGAAUUGUGAUUAUUAGUGAAUACCAUAUUACAAAAUGUCUAUCCAUAAUAUAUACAUUUUUGAUCGUAUGGGUACAUUAUUGUACUAUAUGGACUGGAACCGACAAAAAAACUCGGGCAUGAGCAAAGAGGAAGAAGCUAAAUUGAUGUAUGGCAUGUUGUUUUCAAUUAAGUCAUUUGUAGCUAAAAUAUCACCUCAUGAUCCUAAACGGGGUUUUUUAUGCUACAAAACGAAUAAAUAUGCUUUGCAUUAUUAUGAGUCCUUGACUGGAAUUAAGUUUGUGUUAAACACAAAUACAUCGGUUAAAAAUGUUCGAGAUCUAUUACAACAAUUAUACAAAGAUAUAUAUGUGGAAUACGUUGUCAAAAAUACUGAGUGUGAAAUGGGACAGCCUAUAGUGAGUGAACUUUUUAAAGUCAAGCUUGAUCAGUUUAUUAAACAACAAGUCAAAACACUUCAAUAGUAGUUAAACAUUGAUAAUACUGUAUUAUUUACAAAUUACAAUGAUAAAAUUAAAAAAAAUAUAUAUAUCUAUUUUAAGGGAAUAUUACUUUUUUAAUCAAUGGUCCCACUGUUGGGAAACUUAAUCCCCUCUAUUUU